AUGGCCUCCUAUCUUACAGUUCUUACCGCUUUGGCGGCUGUCUUUGCUCCUGUAUUCGCCGCGCCAGCAGCAUUACCUCAUCCAAAGAUCAAGACUCCAACGACCGACGCCAAACAAAUCAUAGCUGAUAGCUAUAUCGUCGUCUACAACACGGAUAUUACAGCAGAGGUGACUGCUAGCCAUGUUGAUUUUGUCAACGCCAUCGUCGCAAAACGUGACAACGCUGUAUCAGUUGGUGCAACAUACAAGAUCCAAGACUUCUCCGGAUACCAGAUUUCCGCAGAUUCAGCCUCCAUUGUCGAGAUCGCUAAUCAGCCAGAAGUUGCAUACAUUGAGAAGGACCAAAAGGUCUACGCCUCAUCAUUGACAACCCAAAGUGGAUCUACUUGGGGUCUUGGCCGUCUAUCUCACCAUGCAAAAAGUACGACCAGUUAUGUCUACGACAGCACCGCUGGAAGUGGCGUGACUGUAUAUGUGGUUGAUACUGGUGUCUAUGCUGCACACUCCCAAUUCGGCGGUCGUGCCAGUAUGGGAGCGAACUUUGUCUCCGGGUCUGCAAACACUGACGAGAAUGGUCAUGGAACUCACUGCGCUGGUACAAUUGGCGGUAGCACCUAUGGUGUAGCCAAGGCAGCAAAGAUUGUCGGUGUCAAGGUUCUUGAUGCCUCGGGAUCUGGAACUAACGCCGGUGUUAUCUCUGGUAUUCAAUGGGUUGCUACUAACGGCGGUUCUAAAUCCGUUCUCAGUAUGUCUCUUGGUGGAGGUCUAUCAGCUGCUUUAAACAGUGCCGUGACAAGCACAGUCGCUUCAGGUGUAACAGUCGUUGUAGCAGCUGGAAAUGACAAUACAAACGCAGCCAACACCUCUCCAGCCUCAACCCCCAACGCCAUCACAGUCGGCGCCAUUGAUUCCACCGAUGCCCGCGCCAGUUUCUCCAACUAUGGCGCCGUCCUCGAUAUCUUUGCUCCAGGAGUCAACGUUCUGAGCUCGUGGAUUGGCUCAACUUCAGCUACCAAUACCAUCAGUGGUACUUCGAUGGCUACUCCUCACGUAGCGGGUCUCUCGGCUUACUUGAUUGCGUUUGAGGGCUUAUCUACGCCUGCUGCUGUCGUCGCUAGACUUAAGGCGUUGGCUAAUAGUGGGUUGAUUACGAGCCCUGGAUCCGGAAGCCCAAAUCUUAUUGCUUAUAAUGGUAAUGGUGCUUAG
Molecule: messenger RNA, 1206 nt
Organism: Sclerotinia borealis F-4128
Lineage: Eukaryota; Fungi; Ascomycota; Leotiomycetes; Helotiales; Sclerotiniaceae
Source: the annotation of a GenBank genome assembly